GUGGCCGAAUGACUGUGAGCUGGUCUCACAUGAUGUGUGGGCUAAUGGACAGCAAAACAUCAGCCACAUCUGUGAGUUAGGAGAGUAAAUAAUUAUGGAAAAUGAUCAAACAAAUAAGAACAGCAGCUCCUGGUGUACAUUUUUCCACGCAGAUCCAGAUGACUAUCGAUGUGAUGUAAUUCUCACAGUGAAAAGAGCCACUGGAGCCUUUUCUCUAGUAGCAUGCCUUUUUAUGUUGUUUGUGAUAUGGUUGCUGCGCCGAUAUAACUCUUUGGCUCAGAAAAUGAUAGUCAGUCUCACAGUGGCAGCAUUCUUUGACAGCGUUGCAUAUGUCAUGGGAGAGUCUUAUGCUGAGGGAUCUCUGUGUAACCUCCAAGCCUGGUGGUUAACAUAUUUUGUGUGUGUUGCAGACUGGAGUGCUCUGGCUUGGGUGUGUCUUAUCACUUUGAAUCUCUACCUGAACCUGGUCAGGGAGAUCAGGACUGAACAUUAUGAGAUACCAUAUCAUUUAGUGGCAUGGGGGGUUCCUCUCCUUAUGUCUUGUCUCCCACUGAUGAGAGGACACUAUGGUUCAGCUGGAGUCUGGUGCUGGAUCACAGAUGACCAUGUGGCUUGGAGGUUUGGCAUAUGGUACAUACCGCUCUUCACCCUCAUCUUUCUCAUGAUCUGCUGUUAUGCACGCAUUAUCUGUGUAGCCAAUGAUAGGAUGCAGUCCUGGCUAGGCACCUUUAACCCAGAGAGGGAGAGGAGGAAGAUAUCUCUAGCUGAGGAGAUCCGUCCUCUGAAGUGGUAUCCUUCUGUAUAUCUGCUGGUCUCUAUAUUUCCUCUUUUAAAUCGGCUUCAUAAUGCUGUGUAUCCUAAGAAGCCAGUGUUCUCUCUCACGCUGCUGCAUGUGCUCAGUGCACCUCUUCAUGGCCUGGCCAACGCAUUAGUCUUUGGCAAGGACACCUGGAGUCAGCUCAGCAACACGGGAAUCAAACUGGCCCUUCGGUCUCGGCUGUGUGACAGCACGCGGAUUGGCGAGUAUCACCCAGCGAGUGUGAGAUACACAGCCAAGCUCGAGUCAGAUUCUGACGAUGAUGAUAACAAUGUCCUCUUCUACAGCACUGACAUGAGCCUGAAAGACAGAGGACCCUGAAUGGUUAUGGGGUGGUGGAUGUAUUUGUGUGUGUUUUUUAUUUUCACACUUCUUGCCUUUUAGGAAAUCACAGAUCUUCGCUCAUGCUAUUAUUUCAGUAUUAUGCUUGAUACAGAGGGGAACAAAAAAAAAAAGGAAAGAAUUUGAAUAAAGAGGACUGCGUUUUUCUUGCCUUUAAAGAAUAGGUGACUGCAGCAUGGUACUGUACAAAGUGUAAAAAGGGAGAGCGUUUUAACUGAAUGUCCUCUGUAUUGAGAGCUUUGUUGUCAUUUGUUUGAGAUUCAUAUCUCCGUUUUGUACAGACUUUUUUUCCGGCUGUGCAUUUGAACUGCGGUGAUAUUUCGGUGAGCGAUUUGAGCGUGUAUUAUUGUUAUUUAUGGAAAUGUAUGCUAUAUUUUUGUACUUUGCAAAUAAUCUCAAUUUACAAUGUUCAUAAAUACUGUUCCUUAUUUA
Molecule: messenger RNA, 1591 nt
Organism: Colossoma macropomum (tambaqui)
Lineage: Eukaryota; Metazoa; Chordata; Actinopteri; Characiformes; Serrasalmidae
Product: cyclic AMP receptor-like protein A
Exons: 13
Coding region: 95-1138 (347 amino acids)
Biological process (GO): adenylate cyclase-activating G protein-coupled receptor signaling pathway; cell surface receptor signaling pathway
Cellular component (GO): plasma membrane
Molecular function (GO): G protein-coupled receptor activity; cAMP binding
Source: RefSeq, a predicted model, not a curated record